Messenger RNA from Physella acuta, 2269 nucleotides. RefSeq lists its product as uncharacterized. Lineage: Eukaryota; Metazoa; Mollusca; Gastropoda; Physidae. The record is from RefSeq and is a predicted model, not a curated record.
UACUCGGAAAAAGAUUUUUCGCCCCAACGUCCUCGCCUAGUCGGCAAAAGAUAGUUCUACGCAUGCGCAGUGACCUAUGGCUGGGGUUAGGGAUAGUUAUAGGCAGUAUGGGUUUAGGCUUAGGGAUGGGGUUAGAACUAGGGUUCUGCGGUUGUAAACACGCAUGCGCAGUACCAUCAAAAACAUCGCCGUGAAGGUAAGUGUUAUGCCUACUCCAGUUUGAAGAUGAGGUAAAGACUUUGACUAUGGAGGGAUUGUCCAGCGAGGAGAAUAGCUUUUGUGUAGCAGCGGAGGAUAUGAUAGAUACUAAUCUGUUAGAUAGGACAAGUCAUACAGUGCCGAAAUCUCUGUUGCUUGAACAAUGUUCUGCUGCUGAUAUAGAGAUGGCCUUAUCAGAGGUGAAACAACUUGGUACAGAGGAUAACGAACUUUUAACAGUUUCACAACCAAUGGAACACAAUUACUUUAUAACGAAAUCCCAAGGCCUUGAGGUUGGAAAAUAUGAUACUUUACUUGACUGUUUUAUGGAACUUACUGAUCCUGUACUGAAUGGAUAUAUUGUACGAAGCAUGCAGAUCUCCACUGUGAAAAGUGCUAAUUUUAAGUGCAGACAAAUAGCACAGAAACUAGAUCUUUUUGACAUAAAUAAUUUAUUAGUUUUUCAAAGGUUUCGUAAUGCUAUUGUUAAACUUUUAAAAAAUGUCCAGCUUUUGAGAAAACAGCUUAAAACAAACUGGAGCAGGCUUGUGGAGUGUCUCAAUACACCUUUUACUUUCAAUAUUGUGGGUAGAGUAAAAAGUACUGUAACAAGUGUAAUACCAACUGAGGAUUUAAUUACCAGUAAUCUAGAGCUUGUUGUGGUACAAGUAAAUACAUCUGGUAAGGAGAUUUCUUCUACUCAAGAAGAUGAUACUAGUGUGUCAGAGGAGGGUAUGAGGAAUACUAGUCCAUUAGGUGUGCCAGGUUUUUCUUCUGCUGAUAAACAAAUGACAGAUGAGAAAAGUAAACGUAGCAUUAGAGCUAAACAUAGGCUUUGGUUAAAAACAAACAGUUGUUCUAGGUGUCAUAUGAGUAAUCAAGCACUGCUCAAGAGUAAAAACAAAAUCAGAGACCUUAGAAAAAUAUGUCGCACUCAGCAGUCACCUAAAAUAGAAAGUUUACAACAAGCCUUAACCAACAAAUCCAUGGAGGUUGAGAAGCUUAAAUUAAAGAUUAAAUCCUUAGAAAUCAAGUUAAAGUACAAGUUAAAAUCUGAAUCAAAAAGUGAUUUAACACUUUCUUUUUUGGAAAAGGAGAAGGGUGAACAGCCCACAACUUCUACACAGGAAGAAUUAAGAGUAUUAAAAAUAAUGCAUACUAAGCUGCAAAAUAAAAUGCAAUUAUUUAAAGAAAUAAAUGAGAAAAAUUUGCUGGCUUUCUCCACAAAGCUGAAAUCUAAUCACAUUGAAAUAGAGCAGCUGAAGGCGGAGAUAAAAAAGCUGGUAGAAGAAAACAACACAUUGAACGAUAAGCUUUCCACAGAGUUAAUUUUUCAACCUUUUGAUUCAACAGAAUAAGCCAAUCGGUCCAUGUUUUGCAAUGUUGAGUUCUGAUGAGUGUUUUUCUGUUACUUAAAUGAUAUAAUCUCAAAAAAACAGACCAUUGUAGCCAUGCAUGAAAAAUAAAAGUAUUAAAAAUUGUAUUUACAUAUUUGCCAAAUAGUUUAAAUAAAGUAAAAGAAAAGGCAGUUUGUACUUGCUUACCAUUUGACAAUCAAACUGACAAUUUUUUAUUAUUUUGAAGUAAAUAAACUGACAGCACCAGUAGUUAAGCACAUAAGUUAUAAAAUUUAACACGAGUUUUGAAUCAGAAAAAAAAAAAAGAUUAUUCUGAUUAUUUUUCAGGUUCAUUAAUAUGACUUUAUUGGUAUGUAUGGCAAAUGGAUUUUUAAAAUGCGAAGUGGGGAAGAAUACUUUUGAUAUUAAAUACUUUAAAAAUGUGUACUGUAUUUAUUAUUACUGUUUGAAAGGAUGGCAUGACCCAUGAUGCACUAUCCUUUGUUUGCAAUAAUUUUAGGGAAAAAUUAUUUUCCUCGACAAUAUAUAAUAUAUAAAUAAAGUGAGAAAGUUCAUAUUUGUAUAAGGUAAAUAGCUUAUAACUUGUCAAAGAAAAUAAUAUAAUGAAAGCUACUGGGUGACUGGAAAACUGAGUUUAUUUCACAAUUUUAUUUUACUUUUCUUGUAAAUAAUGUGUAGGGGCCUAUAAUGUAAUAAAUUAUUUUUGUACAAUA